Molecule: messenger RNA, 1805 nt
Organism: Salmo salar (Atlantic salmon)
Lineage: Eukaryota; Metazoa; Chordata; Actinopteri; Salmoniformes; Salmonidae
Product: acyl-coenzyme A thioesterase 1
Biological process (GO): fatty acid metabolic process; acyl-CoA metabolic process
Molecular function (GO): fatty acyl-CoA hydrolase activity
Source: RefSeq, a predicted model, not a curated record
UACGUAUAUGUACUGAGCAAGUUGUUAAAGUAGCUGUUUGGACCGGACAGAAUACCACUGUAUACCCCUGCACUCUAUUGAUGUUUUUAACCAUUGCUCACGGGUCGGAUGAGCAAUGACGGUUCACAACUUCAAUGUAAAGGAGUCCUAUUAAGGUUGUCACAGUUUUUUGUGAAGAAGUCAUGUGUCAGAUGGGUGGGAUUCCUGUGUUGACUGUAAAACCAUGGAGAGCCCUCUUUGAUGAGAAGUUCCAUGUGGUUGUGGGGAACUUACCACCGACACAGGAGGUCACACUACAUUCUUUACAUCAGUCUGAAGACACAGACUACUGGGAGGCGUUUGGGCACUAUGUCAGUGAUGCUCAGGGAAGGGUCACAGUCUUCAAGGAUCCAUGUGUAGGGGGAACAUAUGAGGGUGUUGAGCCCAUGGGUCUGUUGUGGAGCAUGAGACCAAUACCUGGCAGUAGACCGGAACUCAGGUUGAGGAAGAAGGAGGUCCACACUCCCAUGGUGGUGCACAUCUCUGUGUACAGGGGACACAUGAGUCAGGGUUUCGGGGAGCAGGUGGCCCUGGCGAGUGUCGUCACAGAGCGCUGGUACAUGGCCCCCGGAGUCCGCAGGGUCGACAUCACAGAGGGAGGGGUCACAGGUACCCUGUUCCUGCCACCAGGUCCAGGACCCUUCCCCGGAGUUUUAGACAUGUGGGGAGGUGGUGGCGGCCUAGUGGAAUAUCGAGCUGCUCUCUUGGCAUCCCAUGGCUUUGCUGCCAUGGCGCUACUUUACGUCUUCCCAGACCAAAAUAAAAAUGCUACCAUUGGCUACCCUUACUUUGAGGCUGCAUUCAGACUACUGCAGGAUCACCUUCUAGUGGCCGCUGACAGAAUUGCGCUGCUUGGCCUUUCCCUUGGCGUUACAGUGGUUCUAUCCAUCACUGCUUACUCAGAAGCUGUCAAACCUAGAUGUUGUGUGUGUAUCAGUGGCAGCCAUGCAUGUCGAAUUGGAGCCACCCAGUCCGUUGAGGAAACAUCUCAGGGUAUACACAAAAAAUAUGCAAAGGCCCGUACUGAUGAGGAGAAUCGCAUCAUCUGGAGGGACGUUCUUUUACCUAUUCCAGAAGAUAUAGACCUGAAAGUAGAAAUGGGGAGGAUAACAUGUCCUCUGCUGCUGGUUGUUGGACAAGAUGAUCAGAAUUGGGCUGCUGUCGAAUCAGCUGAUGAUAUGAAGCAGAUGAUGGAGAGAACAGGAAACAGUCACCUGCUGACCACUCUGUCCUACCCUGGAGCUGGUCACCUGAUUGAACCUCCGUAUGGUCCCCACUGCAGGUCUUGCACCUUUGUGUUGCAGCCAGGCCAACAGAGAGUGGUCAUGCUGUUUGGAGGCCUCACCAAACCUCACGCCGUUGCACAGGAAGACUCAUGGGAAAAGAUUCUAGGUUUUCUGCAAGAGCAUCUCUGUCACAGUGUCAAACCCCAUAUGCAGUCCAGAUUGUGAGCAUUGUCUUACGUCAGAUGGUAUCACUCCUACGCAACGCUCGUCCCUCAACCGAUCAGUGCAGGCGGAAUCACUGCUCUAUCUUACAUAAGAUAAUGGACUGUGAGGUAAUUAACAAUGGACACCAUGCAGAUCAGACAAAGAAAUAAACAAAGAUAACUGUUCCUGCCCAGAUGCUUAAUGAUUACACCAAACGGUAUCAAUGGCCUCAUUGUAUGAUGUAAGCUCUGAUAUAAAUGCCAUUUGUUUAAGUACGUAUUUUUUGGUAUGUAUUUUUCAUUUGAACCACAUGGUUGGAUUAAAAUGUGUUUGGUA